AUGGAGAAUAGUGUCGAAACAAAUUCACAGAAGAAGUACGUUACUCACAGAAGGACGAUCGAUUUGAGUUCGCCUUAUAACAAACUAUAUUUCUAUAAAAGGCAUGGUUUGCCACUACCUGUUAUUGAGCCUGAAUCUUCUUUUACAUCUAAUAUGAUGCCGCCAGAUGCCUAUGUAAAUAAUGCAACGAGAACAAUAAACACUGUGGAUAAGUUCACACAUUUGAGUUCAAAUAAAGUAAAGCAUGUCAUACCCGCAAUCACAUGGACACCAGAAGGGAGAAGACUCGUGGUGGCGACGUAUAAUGGGGAAUUCUCUUUGUGGAAUGGAUCGUCUUUCAAUUUUGAGAGUUUAAUGCAAGCCCACGAUUCCGCUGUGACUACCAUGAAGUAUUCCAAUGCUGGCGAUUGGAUGGUUAGCGGUGAUACUGAUGGUAAUAUAAAAAUAUGGCAGCCAAACUUUAAUAUGGUUAAAGAAUUAGAAAAUGCUCAUACUGAGUGUAUACGAGAUAUAUCUUUCAACAAUGCAGAUUCAAAAUUUGUCACUUGUUCAGAUGAUAAUAUUUUGAAAAUAUGGAACUUCAGUAAUGGUCAACAAGAAAGAGUAUUAUCGGGUCAUCAUUGGGACGUUAAGAGUUGUGACUGGCAUCCAACCAUGGGUCUUAUUGCAUCUGCUUCUAAGGAUAAUUUAAUCAAAUUAUGGGAUCCAAGAUCAGGAAAUUGUGUCUCCACGAUUUUGAAAUUUAAACAUACAGUUUUGAAGACAAGGUUUCAACCAACAAAGGGUAAUUUAUUAGUGGCAAUUUCUAAAGAUAAAUCAUGUCGUGUUUUUGAUAUCAGACACAGUAUGAAAGAGCUUAUGGUCGUGAGGGACGAAGUUGAUUAUAUGACUUUACUAUGGCAUCCAAUAAAUGAAUCAGUAUUCACAGUAGGAAAUUACGACGGGUCUUUGAAACAUUUUGAUAUAUUACAGGAUCUAAGUAACCCCACACAUUCGAUCCCAUUUGCGCAUGAUAAAUGCAUUACAUCAAUGUCAUACAAUGCUAUGGGAACUGUAUUAGCAAGUGCAUCAAAGGAUAGAACCGUGAGGUUUUGGACUAGAGCUAGACCUUUUGAUCCAAAUGCAUAUGACGAUCCAACUUAUAAUAAUCAAAAAAUUAAUGGAUGGUUUUUCGGUAUCAAUAAUGACAUUAAUGCAAUCAGAGAAAAAUCGGAAUUUGGUGCCGCUCCUCCUACAGCUGUAGCAACAGAUGGUCCAGUUGUAAAUAGAAGUUAUUCUAAGCCUGUUACGAAUUUUAACAAUACUCCAGAGUCAAUUUUACCUGGGUUGGACAAUAAAAGUACUAAAACUACACUUCCUGGGUUAGGUUAA
Molecule: messenger RNA, 1371 nt
Organism: Kazachstania africana CBS 2517
Lineage: Eukaryota; Fungi; Ascomycota; Saccharomycetes; Saccharomycetales; Saccharomycetaceae
Gene: PFS2
Product: cleavage polyadenylation factor subunit PFS2
Exons: 1
Coding region: 1-1371 (456 amino acids)
Cellular component (GO): mRNA cleavage and polyadenylation specificity factor complex
Molecular function (GO): protein binding
Source: RefSeq, a predicted model, not a curated record